This is a messenger RNA of Indicator indicator, 1559 nucleotides long. It is a transcript of the gene ASCC1, whose product is annotated as activating signal cointegrator 1 complex subunit 1. The transcript has 10 exons. The coding region runs from base 38 to 1102 and encodes 354 amino acids. Lineage: Eukaryota; Metazoa; Chordata; Aves; Piciformes; Indicatoridae. Gene Ontology annotation, molecular function: RNA binding. The record is from RefSeq and is a predicted model, not a curated record. Gene Ontology annotation, biological process: regulation of DNA-templated transcription; DNA alkylation repair. Gene Ontology annotation, cellular component: nucleus.
CCGGCUUCCGUAGCGAGCUGCUUCUCGGAGGAGCAGGAUGGACGUCCUGCGGCCCACCCUGAUAAGGAUCGGGGAGAGGGUGUACAGGAAAAAUGCCAUUCAAGAGCAGACCUACCAGCAAGAGGAGGAGGACUUCUGUGCAGUAGGCCCAGGUGACUGCUCAGAUGAACCCUGUGAUGCCUUUGUGGUGGAAGAGACUGAGAAAGGCUUCCAGUGCAGAGUGGAGGUUCCCAGCCCCUUAUACAAGUACAUCAUUGGGAAAAAAGGGGAAACCAAGAAGAGACUGGAAACAGAGACUAGAACUUCCAUCAGCAUUCCCAAGCCUGGAGUAGAAGGAGCAAUUGUGAUCACAGGGCAGCAGCGCAGCGGUGUGGUCUCCGCCCGGACAAGGAUUGAUGUCCUCCUGGACAGCUUCCGUAAGAAACAGCCCUUCACACACUUCCUGUCCUUUGCUCUCAACCAGCCCCACAUCCAGGAGAGGUUCCUGCAGUUCAAGGAGGAGGUGCUGGGGAAAUGCUCGCAGGAUCCUGGGGUCAGCAGCAGCCUGUUCCAGAACCCUGUGAAGCUUCACCUGACCCUCGGGACGCUGGUACUGCUGAACGAACGAGAGAUCCAGAAAGCCUGUGACCUCCUGCAGCAAUGCAAAGAGGACUUUGUGGACCAAAUUGCUGGAGGCAAGCCCCUGACUGUGGAGGUAGCAGGAGUGGAGUACAUGAACGAUGACCCUGCCAUGAUUGAUGUCCUGUAUGCCAAAGUCCGCAUGAAGGAUGGCUCAGACAGGUUGCAGUUGAUCGCUGACCAGCUGGUGGAAAGAUUCAUAGCCUCUGGCCUGAUGCUUAAAGAGUGGGACAGGGUGAAACUGCAUGCUACAGUCAUGAACACUCUCUUCAGGAAGGAUCCAAAUGCUGAAGAACGAAACAACUCAAUGCCUGGGAAAUCGUCUUUGAAGGAACGGGAGUCAUUCAACGGCCAAAAUAUUCUCAAGCUCUUUGAGAACUUUUACUUCGGAGAGGUGCAGCUGGACUCGGUGCGUCUUUCCCAGAGGUUCUCCUCAGAUGCCUCUGGCUACUAUGCGACGUCUGGGCAGCUGACCUUCUCCUGAGGAUACAGCAGGUCCAUUCUGCAAGCAGAAGCACUUAACUUGUCAGUGAGAUGUGUUUACAGGACAGGAUUUUUGGAUGGGAACCUGGGAACUCCCAAGCAGGGAUGCUUUGUGACUCCUCGACAGCACAUUGCAGCCAGGAGUGGUGGCAUUCCCCUGCAGCUCUUCCUACACAUCCCUUCUGCCUCCUUUCACUGGUGGUAACCAAAAUGUCACCAAAUUGCCUGUUGCCUGUUUGUUUUCCAAGAAAACAACCAGAAGAACUGGUGCAGGUGGCUUUUUUUUUGGGGGGGGGAGGGCAUCACCAGUGUUGAAGCUUGGCUUUAUUUCAGGAGGAGGAAGUUCUUAAAAGCAAAGAUCCACGAGAGCUUCCCAGAGGGUGAUUUAACGAUAGCGAGGUCAGGCACUGCUUGGAUCUCCAGCAGCAUUCCUCUGUGAUGUAGAUCUGCAAAUAAAU